Messenger RNA from Naumovozyma castellii, 1563 nucleotides. It is a transcript of the gene CTK1, whose product is annotated as cyclin-dependent serine/threonine protein kinase CTK1. The record is from RefSeq and is a predicted model, not a curated record. The coding region runs from base 1 to 1563 and encodes 520 amino acids. The transcript has a single exon. NCBI's taxonomy places the organism in Eukaryota, Fungi, Ascomycota, Saccharomycetes, Saccharomycetales, Saccharomycetaceae.
AUGGGCUACGAUAACUUUCAUAAUGCACGCAACCGUCCACAUAAGAAUAAUUCUAAGAACUUCAGAAGACGAGAUAUUCCCGCUGGUCCUAUGAAUAAUGUCAAUAAUAAGAAUAAUACUUCAUCGAGAGGUACGAAGAGGCUACGACCAAAUAAUAACAAUAAUACUAAUAAUAAUAAUAACAACAAGAAGAAACUGGAUACAAGACACAAGGAUAAUGACCAUAACCAACGACGUUUUAAAGAUGGAUCUCGUUACCAGGCCCCAGUAACAGCCCCAGUCUCACGAUAUAAUAAUUCUAACGGACAUAAUAGCAAUAACAAGAACAAUAAUAGAUUACUACAUGCAUUACCGAAGGGCCCCAAGCAUCAUGAUGGUUCACCGCAACCUUCAUCUCCCUCUUCUUCGUCACGUUACGAUUCCAAGACACAAGCAUCACCUAUUCAUAAUCUACCUACAAAACCAGCAUUAAGCACUACCGUCAAGAGGGCUAAACCCAAUCCACUUCCUGUCCCCGUCUCCUUUCUAAAUGAAGUAAGAACGUCAUCGAUUUAUGAAAGAAUAGUACAAGUGGGCGAAGGUACAUACGGUAAAGUGUACAAAGCCAGAAAUGAAGUGACCUCCCAUUUAGUAGCAUUAAAGAAAUUAAGACUCAAUAAUGAAAAGGAUGGGUUCCCCAUCACAUCCAUUCGAGAAAUUAAACUAUUACAAACUUUCCAUCAUCCUAAUAUUGCCACCUUGGUUGAAAUCAUGGUGGAAUCAUCUAAGAUGGUUUAUAUGAUUUUUGAAUAUGCUGAUAAUGACUUGACCGGAUUAUUGGGCGAUAAGAAUGUAGUAAUGUCUCUAGGCCAACGCAAACAUCUUUUCCAACAGUUGUUACGUGGUGUAAAAUAUUUGCAUGAUUCUUUGAUAUUACAUAGAGAUAUUAAAGGGUCCAAUAUUCUAAUUGAUAAUAAGGGGAACUUAAAGAUUACCGAUUUUGGGUUAGCUAGAAAAAUGCAUGUUAAGAGUGACAGUGAUGGUUCUAAUGAUUAUACUAAUAGAGUAAUUACGCUAUGGUAUCGUCCUCCUGAGUUGUUAAUGGGGACCACUAAUUACUCCACAGAAGUGGAUAUGUGGGGGUGUGGUUGUAUCUUGAUGGAAUUAUUCAAUAAUGUGUCAAUAUUUCAGGGUCAAAACGAAAUUGAGCAAUUGCUUUCCAUAUUCAAGAUUAUGGGAUCACCCAAUUUGGAUAACUGGCCAAAUUUUUUCGAGAUGCCCUGGUUUUUUAUGAUUAUCCCCAUGUUAACUGAGAAGUACCCAGAUUUAUUUGAAGAGAAGUAUAAAAAUCUAUUACCUAGUAGCGAAUGCUUCAACUUGGCAAAGGGGUUAUUGUUAUAUGAUCAAAAGAAGAGAUUAUCUGCUGAGGAAGCCUUGAAGAGCCCCUAUUUUACAGAAGAUCCUCAACCUGAACCUCUAAUCUUGGAAGGCUAUGUAGGUUGUCAUGAAUAUGAGAUUAAGAUGGCAAGAAAACAACAAAAACGUGAGGAAGAACCAGAGAGAGAAAGGCAAAAGGAGGUUUAA